Molecule: messenger RNA, 1456 nt
Organism: Pyrus x bretschneideri (Chinese white pear)
Lineage: Eukaryota; Viridiplantae; Streptophyta; Magnoliopsida; Rosales; Rosaceae
Product: protein NDH-DEPENDENT CYCLIC ELECTRON FLOW 5
Exons: 3
Coding region: 16-1275 (419 amino acids)
Biological process (GO): carbohydrate metabolic process
Molecular function (GO): catalytic activity; carbohydrate binding
Source: RefSeq, a predicted model, not a curated record
CAGAAGAAGAAGGUGAUGAGUAGCAUGGCGGCUUUCAGUCCAUUUUUGUCACCCAACAGUUUCACUCCUCUCUCUGGUACUGCUAAACACACAGACUACCAUUCAUCUUCUUCUUGUUUGAGUAGGUUGCUGCAGCAGCACUUGUACAAAACUACUACCACUAGUACUAGUAACAACAGCAAGAAGAGAGAAUUCCCAGUUGCAUCAGUGGCCGCUUCAAGUUCAAUAUCAUUCCCCUACCAACCACCUGUCAACGUGGACUACUUGGAGCAAGAGUUCAGCGGCCAUGGAGUAGUAUUCAAGGCCAUUGGCGACAGCUGUGUGGCUAAGAUGGAACUGGACAAUGGAAGUAAAGCCAUCAUGAUGCUCCCAAGUGGCCUUAUCACCUCCUACAAGGCUUCCAUGUGGCAUGGCGGCACUGUCGAGCUGCUGCAGUCUUCAGUCUCCGAAUCGGAGGAGAAUGGUGCCGGCGGUGCCGCUGCCGCCAUAGCCAUUCAAGGAGGGGUGUCUUUAGCCUUUGACUGUUCGCGUGAGGUGGGUCAGCAAGUUCCUUGGUCGCCGACGAACUGGGCUCUUCAUCAAAUUACAGGAAAUCCUCAGGAUCACAUUCAGGUAGAACUGAUUAGCACAGAUUCAGAGGACAUGGUUGAAAUCAAAUACAUUAUCACUCUCAAACAAGAUGUCUUAAUCUCAGAGAUUGUAGUCUCUAACUCUACAUCUUCAUCUCUCCAACUAACCGGCUCUAUUUUAAGUCAUCUGACAGUAAGCUCACCGGAUGCAACUUAUGCUAUUGGUUUGGAAAGAUCAGAUUUCUUUACCAGGUUGCCAAUUUUGUCAAGUUUUGGUAUCAUUCCUCACGACUUUGGCAUGAAAAAUGAAGCUCAGAUCAGCAAACUAUGGCAGCAAAUGGCUGGCUGGGGCCCAAAUAAUCAAAAUGAUGGCAAACAAGAAGAUACAAAUCAGAGAGGAAAUAAUGAAGAAGAAAUGGAGGGUGAAGAAGAUGACAACUAUAAGCAUUUAAGAGAGCAAAUGAGCCGAAUAUACACCAGUGCCCCUACCGACUUCACAAUCAUUGACAGGGGUAGAAGAAACUCAGUGGUAGUAGGAAGAGAUGGGUUUGAUGAACUAUACAUGUUCAGUCCUGGCUCGAGCCAUGAAGACUAUGGCAAGUAUGCUUAUAUAUGUGUUGGCCAAUCUGCCGUGCUAAAACCAAUAAUUGUGCGUCCUAAUGAAUCAUGGAGGGGCGGACAGCGCUUAUACAACCCCAAUCUCUAAUUUCUCAACACAUGACUCAGCUCUUAUCUUCUAAGCUUCGGUGUACCAAGCAUACAAAAGAAUGACUUUUAUGAUAUGAGAUUGUGUACAAAAAUGAUAAAAGUAGCUCAAGUAUGUUGUUUGAACUUUGAAACUCCAAUUCAUCUCAGCAUGUGAAAGAUUACAACUUUCAAACAUGAAA